GGCUUGCCCUCUGGCAAACUCUACUGUCCUCAUGGUCUUUCUGUGUCUUUAAUCGACUCUAUUUAAACGAAUGUUCUCAUGAGUUCGAGUGGAUUGGAGUCUAGCGGAGUCUCCAAUCCUUCUUAUAGCUCUUUCUAACCCUUUUAAUAGCUGUCAAGGUACGAAUACCCUCAUCGUUCCCCUCUCCCUCUCGUAUCUUGAAGAUGUCCUCUACCACAUCAGCUCCGAUUCCUGACGUACCACGACAUGUUCCGGCUCCCCCUACCAAGGAAGAACUCGAGUAUGCCGACUUAGCAAUCAUCGACUUGUCCAAGGCCGCGACACCUGAGGGUCGUGCUCAACUAGCCACCCAAGUUCGUGAUGCCAUGAGAGAUAUCGGCUUCCUGGUAGUUAUAAACCACGGCUAUACACAAGAACAGCGGGAUCGGAUCUUCGACAUCGCAGACUAUACUUUCACGCACGUUAGUGAUGAAGAGAAGAGAAAGUAUGAAGGCAAGCCGAUGACAACCGGAUCGUACCAAGGCUACAAGCUGCCUCAAUACUGGCACAUUGAUAAUGGCGUUCAAGACAGGAUCGAGCAGUACAACACCAACCGUAUCGUUAGCCUUGCUGAGCAUCCCGAACCCAUUCGACCCCUGCUCCCCGAGAUCAGAGAAUUCGGCAAAUACAACCACUUCAAUAUCCUCCACCCGAUCCUUAGGCUCCUGGCCCUUGGUCUCGAGCUUCCAGAGGACACAUUCGUGAAUCUGUUCAACUACGAGAAUCCUGGAGAGUCGUCCUUGAGGUUCAUCAAAUAUUUUCCUCGCUCCGAGGAAGAUGAAGUCAAGACUAAGAAUGUCUGGCUGAAAGGACAUACUGACCUCGGUGGUAUCACUCUCUUAUGGUCUCAACCCGUAUCCGCUCUUCAGAUCCUCUCACCCGACGGCAAAUGGCGCUGGGCUAAACACAUCGACAACGCACUCAUUAUCAACGCCGGCGAUGCGAUAGAAUUCCUUUCAGGAGGAUACUACCGCGCCACUAUCCAUCGUGUGGUCCAACCUCCUCCAGACCAACGCGGGUCCACUCGUCUCGGUGUCUUCUACUUCUCCAUGCCCGAUGAUAGCGUUAAGCUCACGCCACUUACUGAGAGUCCGGUAUUGCAAAGGGAGGGAGUGAAGAGACAGUUUACUGAUGAGAAUGCACCGUUCAUGGAACAGUGGCGUAAGGGACGGAUUGCGGCGUAUGGGAAGACACAGUUGAAGAAGGGAGAAGGGAACGUGGAGGAGGAGUAUAUCAAUGGUGUGCUUGUGAAGCAUUAUAAUUGAGUGCGUGAGACGUUGUCCCCUUUUAUUCUGUAGAUGUAUUCUUGAUGUUCGUCGAUAUCCAUGAAGU
This is a messenger RNA of Somion occarium, 1371 nucleotides long. The record is from the annotation of a GenBank genome assembly. NCBI's taxonomy places the organism in Eukaryota, Fungi, Basidiomycota, Agaricomycetes, Polyporales, Cerrenaceae.